AUGGUAAGAAAGAAAGUAAAAAAGCCUGCCAAACGACCAGGAUAUGGGAAUAGAUCAAACGAAGCCAGCAGAAAAGAUCUAUUCGGAUCAGCAAGUCCAGGAAAUAACGCAAUCGGACAAAUGGAGAUGUCUGAAGCGGAUAAGAAGGCGAAAGUGCAGUUUUAUCUCGAACAAAUGAGGCAAGCGGCAACAGAAAAAGUCUACAAAAGCGUGUACGAAUACUACAGGCAAGAUGAUUCUAAAUCUCUUAAGACAAAAAAUGCGACAGAAAAAAAAGUGUCAAACAAUUCUGCCAUUGAAGCCGCAAAUAGAAAUUUAGAAAAGCAGAAACUCAUUCUUGGGAAUCCUCAAAUUGGCGCUAGAACUACUCUUAUGUAUCCUGAGCAUCCGCCCUUGAUGCCUAGAGAAGUCAAUGUUUACGGCUACAUGACUACGAUCGAUUGCAGUGAAGAAUUGGCGAAGAAAGCUAAACGGUUCAAACUGGCGGCUCGCAAAAAGGAGCUCCAGAAAUUGGAGGACGAAAAGGCCGCAUCGAAAAAAAUCAACGAAAAAGAAGAUGCCGCCGAGGAUGAAGUCAUCCCCGAAACUUCCGACGAAGAGGACGACUUGGGAAUUGAAUUCGAGAAGGUGGCCGUCAGUGUCGCCGAAGCCGAGGACCAGGCAGCCAAAAAACUACUAGCCAGUCCAGAAAAAGUCGCGGAGUUGGGAGCGCAAUCCUUUCUCGAUCGCACUUUGAACGAUAAGAAGAGCCAACGAAUUUCUCAGCUUGUUGAGCAGCUUUUUGACGAGCUGAUUGUGAAACGACAGAAUGUUCAGCGAGGAAAGGGACACAAGGAGUUGAACUUGAGAAGCCGCAUCCAAUGCCAACUAGAAUUGCUUACGGGAAGGGAGAAAUUGGAAGAAUUAAGAGCCGCGAAAGAGAAAGGAGAGACGGAUUUAUCCGGACAGAGUAUACGCGAGGAAAUCAUCAAAAUUCGAAUGUCUCAAACGGAACUUGGUCUGAACUUCAAAAGAUCGGUCGAAAUGUACAAAGUUCUGUCAGAACAUGUCGAGAAAAGAGAGCAGGAAUACCGUACGUUUUUGGAAGCAUGCAAUUACGCUGAGGACAGACCUGUAAAGGAGUAUUCAACACGAACGAGAAGAUGGGCGAGCGCGGAUGAGAUGCGUGACUUUCCGUAA
Messenger RNA from Oikopleura dioica, 1179 nucleotides. The record is from the annotation of a GenBank genome assembly. NCBI's taxonomy places the organism in Eukaryota, Metazoa, Chordata, Appendicularia, Copelata, Oikopleuridae.